Didymodactylos carnosus is the source of this 2576-nucleotide messenger RNA. The record is from the annotation of a GenBank genome assembly. Lineage: Eukaryota; Metazoa; Rotifera; Eurotatoria; Philodinida; Philodinidae.
GUACCUAGAAAAAAAUCGUCAAUUAAUUGCGAUUAAUCGCUAAAAUCGCCUAAAAAUCACCAAAAAAUCGGCAAUUAAUCGCGAUUAAGCGCACGAUUAAUCGUAUGAUUUUUCACGAUUAAUUGCCGAUUUUUUAUGCGAUUUUUAGUACAUGGCUUAGAUUAAUAUAAAUUUUCUUUUCUUUUUCUAGCUGACAAAAGACUUUGGUCAUGUAUCAGAGCCGUACUCAGCAUUCUACAGGUUUAUUCUAAAUAAACUGCUAUCACCUGAAGUAUACUUACAAGCAUUAUGAUACUCUUUACCAUUCAGGUGAAACAUGAGUUACUACUGAUCAGACAAUUUUCUUCUUUUCGUUCUAGUUUGCAUGAUUUUCUAAUAAGUUUAGAUACGAUAUUUUCUGUGUUGUUUUUUUAUUUGUUAACAGGUUUCUCAUCCCAUUCACGAAACUACUAAUAAUAAACAAUAAGAACAAACUACCUAUGUAUUCGCUUCAAAGACAUUAUUUAUUUCUAUCGUAGCUGAUUAUAGUGAUACAUCGUGCAUAUUAAAAUUUAACUAUGAAUAUUUGUCAGAUCUGUACGGAACAAAGUUCUACAAUAUUAUCUCAUUGUACAUUCUGUUCAAAAACAUUUUGUGUAGAAUGUAAUUCUCAACAUGAAACAUUACUACGAGAAUAUAUUCAAAUGUUAAAAGAAGAAAUUAAUAUAUUAUUAAAUGAAGUUUCAUUUGAUUGGGGAUCACCGGAUUUAUUUCAAAUAAGUAAUAAUACUAUUAAAAAGAAGUCUACAACAUCACAACAUUGUGAAUUAAGAGUAAUCGAUUUAAAAAUGUCUGUAGUAGAAUUAGAUAUGUGGGCACAUGAAGCUCAUAAAAAAUUAUUAAUGGCAGAUGAUUGUUUUGUUCGUUUAACAUUAGCUCUUAUGAUUGAAAUAAAUAUAAAAACCUGGCAAGAAAAACAGCGACAAGAUAUAUCAUUGAAAAUUCAUUCAAUACAAAAUAAUAAUUCUAAUUUCAAUGAACUGCACAAGAUUGAAAAUGACUUAUCUAAUUUUAAAACAAUAAUUAAACGUUUCAAUCAAUUGCGUUCAUUUAUUCAAACCUUAUUUAUGACAAAUAAUAAUGAAAAUAAUAUUGAUAACGUAAUAGAAAUCAGUAACACGUCUGAUUUAAGUAACAAUCAUGAAACAUUAGAUACUAGCGCCAACGUUGUUAAUCUACAAAUGGAGACAGUACAAAAAUUAGAUAAUAAUCGUCGUCAUACAUUGCACAAAUUUUUUCGUAGUACUCCUUUUCUUCAUUUAUCCGAUGUUCAUAUUCCUCAAAUGAGUUUUUUAAAUAAGUAUCAUCGUAAAUCUGCUUCUAGUAGUACUGAAUCAAAUUCAAACGAUGAUUACAAGGAUAGUACAGGUUUUUUGCUUAAAAAUCAGAUAAAAAAAAUAGGACAACAUAUAAAUCGACAAGAUACAAUUGAUGAAAGUUCACAAAUGCCAAAUUUAAAUAAUUAUGGAAAAAAAUAUUCAAGAAAUGUAUCGAAUGAUGGACUAAAUAUUAUACAAACAUCAAUAUCACAAAAAUAUUUAGAAACUAGAUUAAUACUUGAUCAAUUGAAAACAUCAUCAAAACAUAUUAUUACAACAGCAACAAGUUGUACACCAUCAAUGUUAUUUAUUGAUAAUAAUUUUUAUUAUUUUGAUAAAACAUCAAAAGAUUUAUGUAUUAAUUCUAUAAAUGAUAAUUAUAUUGGUACAAUGAAAUAUCAAAUAAUUCUUUCUGAAUCAAUUACAAAAAUGGAUUAUUGUUCAAAUAGAAAAACAAUUUAUUUUUUAACAGAUAAUUCUAAACUAUGUUAUAUAACAUUAAAUAAUUUAAAACGAAUAGAUAAUCAACAAAUUGAUAUAACAUCAGAAUUAACAUUAAAAACAUUGAAUAUUAAUGAUUUUAAUGAUCAAACAACAUUAACUAGUUUUUGUUGUUCAUCAACUCAUAUUUAUUUACUUCAACGUUGUCCAUCACAAAAUUGGAUAUUAAAAAUGACUUAUAAUGGUGAUAUUUUAAGUAAACAUUCAAAUAAUUCAUUUGUAUCAUCCAAUUAUAAUGUACAAAUUUAUCGUAUUUCAGAUUUAUCUUGUGCAUUAAAAGCAGAUAAUCAAUUAGCAUUUGUUGGCUAUUAUCGUCCAUCUGUACAAAAUUUAUUAUCAACAAAAAAUAAAGAACAUAAAAUUGAAAAUCAACAUCAUACAUCAUUAAUUACAUUUCAAAUUGAUUUUAAUAGUAAAUAUUCAAUAUUUACAAGAAAAUGGUGUAUUAUGUUUCAGAAUCGAACAAGAUUUGAUUUAACACAAGGUUUACAUUCACCAAAAAUUGAACAUCUCGAACAUACUAUGUGGAUAUGUUCUGAUAGGAAUGGUAAACGAAUAUUAUUAGUGAAUGAUAAUGGUAUAGAAUUAAAUCGUCUUGAAAUUGUUUUUAAACCAUUAAACACGAUUCAAUUAAAUGAUAAUCGUAUAGCAGUUAAAACAAAUGAUGCAAUUGUUUUUUAUACAUCAAUAGAUAAUAAUCAAGUUGUAUUCACUUGA